AAUAUGUUUGGUAUCUACAAGAGUAAAGUUGGACUUACAAACAAUUGGACAUGCAAACAAGCCUCAGGAACUAAACUCGUUCAUAAGUAGAGGAGCACCUGCAUAUUUCUGUAUGUAAAGUACACUACUGUAUUGUGUGCAAGUGAUAUGGGUGCAGUAGUGAAAUACACUAUCUUUUUUUUUUUUUUUAUGAACUUUAAGAUGGAGAGUGGUUUGUUUACUCAAACUCUUGUUAUGACAAUUUAAUAAAAUAGAUUGUUAUUAAAAGUUGUACAGUAUUAAAAAAUUUCACCUCUAGAUUCAGUGUAUCUAUUGAUUAUUGAAUCCCAGUACUGUGUUACACAAAAAUUGUGUUGUAUGCAGUUAAAAUAUUGGACUGGUAUAUAUACUGUACACUACUGUACUGUACACAAUAGAUAACACCCCACCAACUCUUGUACUGUAGUGGAGUUGAUCUGAGCACUAUUGACCAACUUGUAAAAAAUCCUAACUUGGUAAACAGCCCUAAUACUUGGAGUGGAAUGACAGAAGCUUGAAAAUACAUCCUGAAUUGUAAUGUAUUUAUCUGAUUGAUCCCUUCACGAUGGGGACGUCACUUUUAAUAUUUUAAUUAGCUGACACCAGAAGAUUUUCUUCAGCAUAGAGAGACCCCCAUAUAUAAGGAGUUAAUGUACAGUUGCUCUAAAAACUAUAUUUACUAGGGGGGAUCAAUGAAUUUGAGAAUGAACACUGUGACUUCUGUUGUCUCAGUAAGGUUGUCAACGUCUUGGUCCGCAUAUUGUCAAACAUAAUUUUUGUAAAGAUAGUUUUUUAGCAACUGUACUGUACACUCAUUAGUUUAAAAGGGAGUUUCACGCAUUAGAUGAUUAUGCUGAAGGAAGUGACAAACUCAAGUUGGCCUUUAAAGGGAUCAUCUGUCAGUGUUUAUCCUCACUAGUUCACCUGAAUACUGUCAUGUCUAAACAUCAAGGAUCAUCCACUAGAAGGUUUUGCUGAAGUUCAAGAAUAUUGUAUUUGAAUACACUAAAAGAGUUCUAUUUCAGAUAUGUGAGUGGUAAAAGUAUGAACAAAGCUGAGAGAGCAGUGUAGUAACCAUGUCCAAAGGAUUAAAAAAAAAAUAAUAAUAAUUCUGCCACUGUUCAGUGCUAGUACAGGGGGAAACCAGAAUAACUGGAGGAACCUUGUGAUGAUUGGUAGUGAGGGUUACACUGGAUGACAUCCUUCACAUGUGUCUGGGCCAAACAGGACUCAAACCCAUGACAUGGUUGUGAGAAAUACUUUGAGUUACUGCUGUACGACCAACACUCCCUAAUUUUUGUAAAAAAUAUGAUUGUGUUCUGUCUCCCAGCAGAUUAUACAAUACUGUAUACCAGUAAUAUAAAUGUUUUGCUUUGGUAGACAAGAUCUAUGUUGGGGUCUGGGGUCUGAUACAGAAGUGUAGCAUACAGCAUUUGGUAACUGAAGGCUGAGAUGAUCUUAUACAUUGGCGUUGUGCUGUUGUCUGAUGGUACUUGACUACUGUAUUUUAAAUGAUGGAUGAAAUAAAAUGCAUAUCAAAGACACACCUUACAGGAAUUUGGUAAUAUAUAUAACAGUAAGAAACAAUGCUGCUGGGUCGUCCAUGGGUCGUGGAUGGUGGCCUGGCCUCAGCCUUACAAGAUGAUGGCUUUUCUGUGGAUGGACACCCACUCUGGAGUGCCCGCAUCCUGGCCACCAAUCCUGGAGCAGUCAGGAAGGUUCAUACAACAUUCUUAGAGGCAGGAGCAGACAUCAUCAUCACAGCCAGCUACCAGGCAAGCAUUCCAGGGUUCCAGGAUCACCUGGGUACUACACAAGAUGAAGCAGAGAGGAUUAUGAACACCUCAGUGUCAUUAGCCAAGGAAGCAAUCCAAGAAUACGAAAGUAAAUUCACUGACAAAGUUCGAAAGCUGCUAGUUGCUGGCUCCAUUGGUCCUUAUGGUGCAUGUCAAGCUGAUGGCUCAGAGUAUACUGGUGCUUAUAUGUGUAAAGUUACUCCUGAAUAUCUCAAAGAGUGGCACAGACCUCGUAUGGCAGCUCUGGUUAAUUCUGGAGUGGACCUCCUGGCAGUUGAGACUAUCCCAGCUCAGGCUGAAGCCUUGGCAAUUCUAGACCUACUUCAAGAGUUCCCAGACACAAAAGCCUGGUUGAGUUUUUCAUGUAAGGAUAGUCAGCACACUAAUUAUGGAGAUGAUUUUGGGGAAGCUGUCAAGAAGUGUCAUGAGAGAGCAGUAGAUCAGCUGAUAGCAGUCGGCCUAAACUGUACUCCACCACAGUAUGUCACUUCACUGCUGGAGAAAGCAGACACAAGCCUUCCUUCACCCUCCAUACUUCCCAGAGUUGUGUAUCCUAACUCUGGAGAGGAAUGGGUCGCUGGCAAGGGGUGGGCUGGUAGAAGUGCACAUUGGCCUUUCUUGAACGAGGUUAAAAAAUGGCAAGUACUCGGUGCAUCUGUGAUUGGUGGAUGUUGUCGACUAAGACCCAAUGAUAUCAGAGACAUUGCUAGUGUUGUAGCUCCCAUUUCUAAGAGAGAUAUAUAGUGGGUAUUAAAGCAGGUACUAGAGUG
Messenger RNA from Homarus americanus (American lobster), 2584 nucleotides. RefSeq names its product homocysteine S-methyltransferase YbgG-like. The record is from RefSeq and is a predicted model, not a curated record. NCBI's taxonomy places the organism in Eukaryota, Metazoa, Arthropoda, Malacostraca, Decapoda, Nephropidae. The transcript has 5 exons. Gene Ontology annotation, molecular function: zinc ion binding; S-adenosylmethionine-homocysteine S-methyltransferase activity. Gene Ontology annotation, biological process: S-methylmethionine cycle. Bases 1605 to 2558 code for a protein of 317 amino acids.